Athene cunicularia (burrowing owl) is the source of this 1029-nucleotide messenger RNA. It is a transcript of the gene CLDN34, whose product is annotated as claudin 34. Bases 115 to 759 code for a protein of 214 amino acids. Lineage: Eukaryota; Metazoa; Chordata; Aves; Strigiformes; Strigidae. Gene Ontology annotation, biological process: cell adhesion; bicellular tight junction assembly. Gene Ontology annotation, molecular function: structural molecule activity. The transcript has 2 exons. The record is from RefSeq and is a predicted model, not a curated record. Gene Ontology annotation, cellular component: bicellular tight junction; plasma membrane.
UGCUUCAUCCAGCUGACACUGCUUCAAAGCCUUAGGCAACUCUCAGACUCACAGAAUGCCUCUCUCUCUUCACACAGUAACCGUGUCUGCGACAGCAUAGGAGACCUCCAGAGGAUGAGUUCCCUGGUGGGCACCUCACACCUACAGCUAGCCGCCUUUGCUCUGGGUACGGUAGGCUGGAUCCUCUGCACCAUUUCAAUGGGAAUCGUGGAAUGGAGAGUGUGGCAUGUGGACAACACCACCAUCAUUUCCUCUGGCAUUGCCUGGGUGGGGAUUUGGAAAGUCUGCUUCAUCAGUUAUCUUCAUGUCUCACCUGGCUAUGAAGAACAGUUCUGCCAUAAAUUCAGUGGCUAUGACUCCUCCAUCCCCCAUGAAAUUUAUGCUGCCCAGGGUCUCCUGUUGAUUGCCAUGUUCAUGGGCUUGCUCGGAUUGACUGCUACAAUAUUUGCUCUGAGAAAUGUUUACAUGGGGAUCACUGACAAAACUCUCAUUACGCGUUUUUUCCUGGUGGGUGGCUUCUUCUAUGUAUUUUCUAGUCUGUGCAUCCUGAUUCCCGUGAGCUGGAAUUUCUAUUCUGUAACACACAACCAGAGCAUUGCUUUUCCUCCUUCUUACUACAUGCCCUCCAGCCCAGCAGUGCAGGAAGCUGGUGCUGCCAUUCCUAUUGGGAUUGUAGCUGUCAUCCUUCUGCUGCUAAGUGGGACUUUUUCUCUCUCGUACAGAUUUCCGGUGACUGUGAACACUACCAUGAAAUCCUGACAGGAUAAAUUCCUCCCAUGCUGUUUCAGAACAAGAGCAGUCAAGGGUUAAGGUCAGCAGCAUGAGUGAGUUUAUAAUCAAGGAACUGCAGAAUUUAGUCUAUAGUAACCACACUAUUUUGUUAUAUGAACCAACUGAAUUACCAUCUUGUCACAUAUGACCAGCAGUUGAUCUUUGGCAUAAUUGCUGUUGAGCAGCAACUAUGAUAAAACUUUUGCUAUUUGUCCUCUUUUGUAGAUACAAACGUCAUUGAUCAUUUUUUGUGUAAGA